AUGUUUUCUGGCAACGAGAGAAGAAAACCCAUAGGCUAUAGUGACUGGAUGUCUCAACUUCCAUCUGAACUUUACGACAUUCCUCUCUGGAAUCUGAUCAUACCUGGGAGCCAUGACUCAAUGACUUAUGACUUGGACAUCAACUCCCCUGUAAUAGAACCUGAUGGACUUAAAAUAAUCAGUAAGAUUUAUUGUGCUCGUAAAAUAGUGCACAAAUGGGCAGUCACUCAGGAGGAGACCAUUACAAAUCAACUGGAUGCAGGUCUCCGCUACUUCGAUCUGAGGAUCGCCCGCAAGCCAGACGACACAGAUCCCACAAGGCUUUACUUUUACCAUGGGCUAUGCACUCGAACAGAUGUGGAGACUGUUCUCGAGGUCAUAAACGACUGGGCAGAGAAUCACCCCAAAGAGAUCCUCAUCCUGGCUUUCUCCCACUUCAAAGGGUUUGACAAGAUUGAAGGGCAACUCCAUAACCAUCUCAUCAACUUCAUCAAUACCUUGUUUGGAGCUAAACUCUUCCUUAGAGACGAGACCCCUACCCUGAACUACUGCUGGCAGAAAAGUAGAAACGUCAUAGUCUCAUAUGACUAUCCAAAAAUCUCCUCCCCCAAGUUAUGGGGGAAAAUAACUUACUUCUAUGGCGAUACUAUGGAUCCUGCAAAAGUUGAAUCAAUACUUCAACAGAUUUUGGAAACAAAGAAGCCUUCUAACUGUUUCUUUGUCUGUGGCUUGAACCUGACACUGCCUAGUAAUGCCAGCAUACUCAAGUACAUCCUUUGCCCCUGUGGCACCCUUCCCAAGAUCAUACAGAGGAGUCUACCAGAACUGCUGAAGUGGGUGCAGAAGCAAGCUGGCAUGAACAUCGUGGCCUCAGACUUGGUGACUCGAAAUGAUUUUGUCUCAGUGAUCAUCAAGCUCAACAUUUCCAAAAUUAAUGGGAUGAAUAAAGAAUAG
Messenger RNA from Scomber japonicus (chub mackerel), 954 nucleotides. RefSeq names its product PI-PLC X domain-containing protein 1-like. The record is from RefSeq and is a predicted model, not a curated record. Lineage: Eukaryota; Metazoa; Chordata; Actinopteri; Scombriformes; Scombridae. Bases 1 to 954 code for a protein of 317 amino acids. Gene Ontology annotation, biological process: lipid metabolic process. Gene Ontology annotation, molecular function: phosphoric diester hydrolase activity. The transcript is spliced from 6 exons.